Molecule: messenger RNA, 1773 nt
Organism: Protobothrops mucrosquamatus (brown spotted pit viper)
Lineage: Eukaryota; Metazoa; Chordata; Lepidosauria; Squamata; Viperidae
Product: fatty acyl-CoA hydrolase precursor, medium chain-like
Exons: 15
Source: RefSeq, a predicted model, not a curated record
AUGAGCCAGGAGCUCCUAGUGUUUGUUGAUGCCUCGUUAAACUUAAUGCUGAAGAAUUUCAGCAAUCUGAAUAUUCAUAAAUGUUUUAGCAUGGGCUUCCUGAAGAUUGCAGGGUAUGUAAAGCACAGUAAAUGUAGCAGGGAAACUCCUGGCCCUCCCCGGGUCCUCAUCCCAAACGGAGAAAUCCAAGGGCAGCGGAUCAGGGUGAGAGGAGCUGAAAGGGAUGUGGAGGUUUUCCUUGGAAUUCCCUACGCAAAACCCCCUGUUGGAUCUUUGCGGUUUUCCCCUCCGCAGCCGGCAGAACCCUGGACUGGUCUCAGAGAUGCAACCUCUUACCCGCCCAUGUGCCUGCAGGAUCCGCUGGUGGGACAAGCUCUCUCGGAUGCCUUGGCUAACACAGAGCGAAGGAUCUCCUUGCGCAUCAGGGAAGACUGUUUGUACCUGAACAUCUAUGUGCCCGUCCAGGCUGAUAAGGCAGAGCAGUUAACGGUGAUGGUCUGGAUCCAUGGUGGAGGACUACUGCUGGGUGCAGGGUCCACAUACGAUGGGUCUGUUUUGUCUGCUUAUGAAAAUGUAGUGGUGGUGGUGAUCCAAUACCGCUUGGGCAUUCUCGGGUUUUACAGCACUGGAGAUGAGCAUGCUCGAGGGAACUGGGGCCUGCUGGAUCAAGUGGCAGCUCUGCAGUGGAUCCAGGAGAACAUUGCAAACUUUGGGGGUAAUCCAGGAUCAGUUACCGUAUUUGGGAAUUCAGCAGGUGGAUUCAGCUCUUCUGCCCAUGUGUUAUCCCCUCUGUCCAAAGGUUUGUUCCACAAAGCGAUUUCGGAAAGUGGUGUUGCCAUAACUAACUUGCUGCUCAAUGCCCAUCCAGAAAAGCUGGCUAAGAAAAUUGCUGAAUCGAUUAGCUGCCCUACAUCCAGUUCCGCUGAGAUGGUUCGUUGCCUCAGGGGGAAAACAGAGAGUGAAAUCUUAUUGGCUACUCUGAAGAUGGAUUUUACCCGGCUGCUUCUGGGUGGAGAAGAACAGCAUGUUGUCUUGUUCCCGGCAGUUGUUGAUGGUCAUUUUUUUCCGAAGAGUCCCAGGAAGCUCUUAGCAGAAAAAAACUUCCAUAAUGUUCCAUGCAUCAUUGGGGUCAAUAAAGAUGAAUUUGGGUGGAUUAUUCCUCAGCUUCUCCAGUUUCCAGACUUCAUGAAGGGACUUGACAAGGACACUGUGAACCUUCUGCUACGCAGCACAGAGCAACUCACAGGAGUUGCUGCUCAGGAUCUUCCUCUGGUUGCCGAUGAAUAUCUCCAGGAUCUCCAGGACCCGCUGCAGCUCAGAGAUCAACUCCUGGCUUUACUGAGUGAUGCCGUGUUCACCGCUCCAGGCAUUCUGACUGCCAGGCACCACUGAGAUGCUGGCUAUCCGACCUAUGUUUAUGAAUUGCAGCAUCACUCGAGGGCACACGGCAGCCUUAGGCCAGACUUUUCUAAAGUGGAUCAUGGGGAUGAAAUAGCCUUUGUCUUUGGAAAGCCCUUCUUCACAGACAAUGCAACAGAAGAAGAUACAGUGCUCAGCAGAGCGGUUAUGAAAUACUGGGCUAAUUUUGCUCGCAGUGGGAACCCUAACGGAGCUGGCUUGGUGACCUGGCCCAGGUAUGACUUGAGUGAGCCGUAUCUGGAAAUAGGCAUAAAGCAAAAGGUGGCAAGAAAACUGAAAGAGAAAGCUGUCGGCUUCUGGACCAAGAUCCUGCCCGAAAAGGUGGCCAAAGAGAAAGGACAUGCUGAGCUAUAA